UUCAUUAUUGGGUCUAAUAAUUUACGUGCGUCAUGUGAUGACGCACAUGCGCCGUAAGUUUCAUGCGCACGCUUUGCGUAACACACACCUUUGUAACAUAGGCGCGAAAUUUAAAUUCCCAGAAGAAUAUUUUUUUCUCGGCGAUUACUUCAAGUAAAAAGAGCACAGUGGAUAACGACAUGGGAUUGUUUGUAAAUAUUGUGUCAUCGAGUGAACAUAGUUUUUUGUAAAGAAGUAUUUAAUAUCUUCAAUUAAUGAAGUCGUAAUAUAUGCCAAAAUUAACCACGCUUUCAAUUGUAUAAUAAAUAAAUUAGUCCAAAAUGUUGAGACGUAACCUUGUGAAAAGUUCUUGGUGCAGAAUUCGUAAAAGAAAUCUUCACGAAACAGUUAGGGCUACAAAACCUUUGGAAAAUAUAGAAAAAUGUGAUACUUCGAGAAUACGAAACAUCGGAAUUAUGGCUCACAUCGACGCUGGAAAGACCACAACGACUGAACGAAUGUUGUAUUACUCAGGUCUGAUAACGAAUCCAGGAGAAGUACAUGAUGGAAACACAGUCACAGAUUACAUGGAUCAGGAGCGUGAACGAGGAAUAACGAUAACGUCGGCAGCAGUGACAUUCCCCUGGAAACAACACAAAUUCAAUUUGAUAGAUACUCCAGGACACAUAGAUUUUACAAUGGGAGUGGAGCAAACGCUGGGUGUUUUAGACGGGGCAGUAGUGGUUUUGGAUGGAUCCGCAGGGGUGGAGGCUCAAACGAGUACAGUGUGGCGGCAGGCUGAUCGUUACGCAAUCCCUCGUCUGGUAUAUGUUAACAAAAUGGACAGAUCAGACGGAGACUUUGAUUUAUGUUUAAAUUCCAUAGAAACUAAGUUGGACAGUGUUGGAUUGCCAACGCAGAUGCCGUUGCGAGAAAAAAUGGUGUUGACAGGGUUGGUAGAUCUGUUGACAAUGGAAAAAAUAACGUUUGACAAAAAGAAUCAGGGAAAGACUUACACAAGAGAAAUAUUGAGGGAGAAAGAGGACGGUAUGUUGUGGGAGGAGGCUUGCGAAAGACGACGCUCCCUGACUGAUAAACUGUCAAGUUUGGAUGACACGUUGGCCGAUUUGAUAAUAGCAGAGGAAUCCUUGGAUGGGAUAAAUGCUCAAAUAUUAUCGGAAUCGUUGCGUCGCUGUACAAUCAAACGAAAAGGCGUGCCAGUUUUGCUUGGAAGUUCGUACAAAAAUAUCGGAGUACAGCCACUCAUGGAUAGCGUAAUAUUGUUCCUCCCAUCGCCCGAGGAGAAUCCGAGAGCGAAAGAAUACCGUUGCUUCGAGGAUAAUUUUUCGGCACGGGCGUUUAAAAUAAUUCACGACAAGCAACGUGGUCCUAUCACUUUUUUCAGGGUUUACACGGGUCGUUUAACCAAAGGUCAGAAGAUCUACAACAUUGAGAGAGAAAAGAGCGAACAAGGCGGUCGCUUGUAUGCGGCUUACGCGGACGACUACGAGGAAAUCAACGAAAUCACUGCCGGGAACAUCGGCGCGUUCACAGGCCUGAAGUACACGGUUACGGGUGACGUUGUGACGAGUAGCGCUUCAGCCGCUGGUCGGGCCCAAAGAUUAUUUGAGAAGAUGAAGAAAAGGUCUGGCGAGGUAGAUGAGAAUGUGAAAUUAUCAACUGGCGCGAGUAUACCGGAUCCUGUUUUCUUUUGCUCCAUCGAACCACCCUCGUUAACUUAUCAAGCUCCUCUCGAAAGUGCCCUUGCAGAACUCGAGAGAGAAGAUCCGAGUUUGAGAGUCACCCAAAAUGAAGAAACCGGACAAACCGUGCUCGCUGGAAUGGGCGAAUUACAUAUUGAUAUUAUAAAAGAGAGAAUAAGAAGCGAAUACAAAAUCGACGUCGAUCUCGGACCUUUGCAAAUCGCUUACAAAGAAACAGUUGUUACGAGCGCCAAAGACACUCUCGUCUCACAACACAAAAUCGGCACUACUAAUCACAGUGUAAACGUUACUCUUUCUCUCAUUCCAAAUUAUCGUAACACCCAAUUGCUCGAAUUCGACAAAACGAAGGAUAACGCAUCGAACAUUGCGGGUAUACAUCCGAGGACGAUGGCAGCUGUUAAACGGGGCGUCAACAACGCUCUUAUGACCGGACCUAAAAUCGGAUGUCCAGUUGUCGAGGUUGGCGUUAAAUUGCACUGGCUCGAAGUUGGCAGAGGCACGUCAGAUAGCAUGAUUACUGCUGCGGUUUCACGAUGUAUCCGCAAAUUACUCGUGGACGCGGGUAUUCUUCUUCUGGAACCAAUAAUGAGUCUGGAGGUCGUGACCCCAGAACAGUACGCUUCGAGCAUCCUGGCUGAUCUGAGUCGUCGAAGAGCCGACAUACAGGAAGUUGGAAUGCAAGGUCGUUACAAAUUGAUAAGGACAUUGGCGCCGCUCUCGGAGUUGUUGGGCUAUGCGACCGCGUUGAGAAUAGUGUCAUCGGGUACGGCAACUUUUACGCUCGAAUUUCACCAAUAUCGAGCGAUGGGAUCGUUGGAAGAACAAGAAGCGAUUAAACGAAUCACUGGAUUUUAAGCAUCGUGAGCGAGGAAAAAGGAUCGAGAUCGGUAGAACUCAUUCGAUUGAGUUUUUGUAUUUAAAACAACAUUUGAAGAGUAUAAAUUAUUAUAAAUAAAUCGUCGAAAACUAAA
Messenger RNA from Venturia canescens, 2674 nucleotides. It is a transcript of the gene mRRF2, whose product is annotated as mitochondrial ribosome recycling factor 2. The coding region runs from base 321 to 2558 and encodes 745 amino acids. Gene Ontology annotation, cellular component: mitochondrion. Gene Ontology annotation, biological process: ribosome disassembly; mitochondrial translation. The transcript has 3 exons. Lineage: Eukaryota; Metazoa; Arthropoda; Insecta; Hymenoptera; Ichneumonidae. Gene Ontology annotation, molecular function: GTP binding; GTPase activity. The record is from RefSeq and is a predicted model, not a curated record.